Molecule: messenger RNA, 2453 nt
Organism: Cucurbita maxima (winter squash)
Lineage: Eukaryota; Viridiplantae; Streptophyta; Magnoliopsida; Cucurbitales; Cucurbitaceae
Product: probable CCR4-associated factor 1 homolog 7
Exons: 4
Coding region: 436-1260 (274 amino acids)
Cellular component (GO): CCR4-NOT complex; P-body; CCR4-NOT core complex
Molecular function (GO): poly(A)-specific ribonuclease activity; nucleic acid binding
Source: RefSeq, a predicted model, not a curated record
AAUUACAAUAAUACGCAACAAAAACAAUCAAAUUUCUAGGAAUUAUUUCUUACAAACUUCAAGAUUCGUCAUCUUAGACUAAGCUCAGAAAAUCACUACACUUCUCUGCUUCAAGAUCGCUCUGUUUCAGCCAUUAAUCUUUGCUUUUCAUGGUCAGAUUAUCCGCUUUCGUCACUCCAGGGAGUUUUCCCCUUUUGAUCAAUCGCUUCUUUAUCUACGGUUCGAUCCCUACUCUGUUUUUCUGGUUCUUGCUUCUCUCUGGGGUUUUUGUCUCCGAGAUCUUCAAGAUCUUGGAAGAUUUCAUAAGUGCCUUCUUCUUUAAUUGAACGGCCGCACGUCAGGUUUUUAGGGCCGAAGGUUUUUUUAAACCCGGAUUUUUGGCGGUAGGGUUUUUCCGUUUUUGCCGAUUUGUUGGGUCAGUUAGAGAAUCAAGGUAUGUCGAUGUUUCCGAAAGCUGAGUCGAUCUAUAUCCGUGAGGUGUGGAACCAUAAUUUAGAGGAAGAGUUUGCUUUAAUACGUGAAGUCGUCGACCAAUUCAACUACAUAGCGAUGGAUACCGAAUUCCCCGGCGUGGUUCUGCGCCCUGUGGGUAAUUUUAAGAAUAUCAACGAGUAUAACUACCGAACCCUCAAAGACAAUGUCGACAUUUUGAAUUUGAUUCAGUUGGGUCUUACCUUUUCCGAAGAGAAUGGGAAUCUUCCAACAUGUGGUACCGAUAAGUAUUGCAUUUGGCAAUUCAAUUUCCGCGAGUUCAACAUUACUGAAGAUAUUUAUGCAACUGAUUCGAUUCAGCUUUUGCGCGACUCUGGAAUUGAUUUCAAGAAGAACAAAGAAGAAGGUAUUGAUGUCAACCGCUUCAGUGAGCUUCUCAUGUCAUCCGGGAUUGUCUUAAACGAUAGUGUUUACUGGGUGACGUUCCACAGCGGGUAUGAUUUUGGGUACUUGCUGAAAUUGUUGACUUGCCAAAUCUUACCAGACACCCAGGAGGAGUUUUUUGAUUUGAUCCAUACGUAUUUCCCAAUGGUUUAUGAUGUCAAGCAUUUGUUGAAGUUUUGCAACAGUGUCUAUGGUGGGCUCAGCAAGGUUGCAGAAACAUUAGAAAUUGAGAGGGUUGGAGUUUGUCAUCAAGCAGGAUCAGAUAGCCUCCUUACUGCCUGUACUUUCAGGAAGUUAAGGGAUACAUUUUUCAGUGGAUCUACACAGAAAUAUGCCGGUGUUUUAUAUGGUCUCGGUGUCGAAAAUGAACCGUCUACUGAUUGAAGACACUUACCAAGUAUUUGUAGCAUUGAUGGGUGUCUCUGUAUGAUGUUGUAAAUUAGUGCAGAUAGCAGUUAGUGUUUCAAUAGAACCUUAAUGGCACUCUUUAAGGUAGUGAUCUUGUUUGGUUAGAUGCUAUGCUAUAUGUGCCUUACAAUUCAUUGAAACUAUUAUACGUGAAAGAUAGAUGGAUAAAUGCAUAGACGUAGGAGAAAAAGAAAAAAGGCAAAGGCUGCUCACCUGACCCCAUCCAACCAACGACUUUCAUAGUAGUGGCAAUAGAGAACAUAUUUCCUCAAACUGUGAGCUCUGUGAUUUGAUUUUCUUUGCCUGGCCUGUUGAUGUGAUCCUUUAUCCUCGUACGUGUUGAUGCAGUUUUAUCUUUACCGAACACUGACAAUUGUUGAUAGAACCAUUAGCCUUUUUCACUUUUAUGAACAGAGAUCUUGUUUAAACCUUAUUACUGAGCAAUUCUGGUAGAGAGCUUAUUUGUUUCCUUCUCUAACUGCAUGUAUCUGAGUCUUCCAAGUUUUUUGGAGAAAUAGAUCCCAUGGAACAUUCCAAGAUUCUGUCCAUACAUGUGUUUUGCAGGCUUCCCUGUAGCUCUUUAUGUGCAGCUGCUUGUAUUUGAGCGGAGUUUUGAGGUAUCUUAAGUUUUUGUUAUUCUCUUAUUUGGGCGAUGCUUGAUUCGUACUUAUUAUGAACUCGAUGUGGUUGGCUCAAGUUAUCAAUCCAAAACUUGCUUAUCCCAUCCCGUUCUCGUCUGUCCUUGAAUGGCUUUCAGUAAGCAGCCUGAGACCUAAGCAAGUUGAAACGAAGAGUGGGACUGAAAUGGAGGAAUCAUUUUGAAAGCUCAAUCGUUUUCAUGUGAGGGGAAUCGACAUAGUUUCAAGUGUCAAGAAAAACAAAUACCUGGCGUUUCCCAUCACCGUCUUGAAUUGAGGAAGCUUCGAAUUCUUCUGGCACCUCUGUAGGUAAGCGAGUCGAUUCUUGUAAUGGUGGCGAGGCACGAGCAAGCUGCUACUCUGGGAAUUACCAGGCAAAUCUUCAAACACAUGUUAAGGAAACAUGUAAAUAAAAGUACCAAACUCUCUACCCAUGUAUGCUUUGCACCUUGCCAAACACUUUCUUAGUUAUAGCGUUCAGAUUUAGCUGAUAAUGAAUGAAUAAAACUGUUGUUCUUAGCUUUUGCCAUC